Daucus carota subsp. sativus is the source of this 1300-nucleotide messenger RNA. RefSeq names its product E3 ubiquitin-protein ligase SP1. Gene Ontology annotation, molecular function: ubiquitin-protein transferase activity. The record is from RefSeq and is a predicted model, not a curated record. Gene Ontology annotation, biological process: protein ubiquitination; organelle organization. NCBI's taxonomy places the organism in Eukaryota, Viridiplantae, Streptophyta, Magnoliopsida, Apiales, Apiaceae. The transcript has 9 exons. The coding region runs from base 118 to 1062 and encodes 314 amino acids.
UUUCGAAAAACUACUGAUAACAACAGCAGCUCUUGACUAAAGAGCAGAGUAAAUUUUAAGAAACAAGCUUUUGGGGUCUACAAGUUCUUUCGAAACAGAAGUGAAGAGUGAACAAAGAUGAGUGAAGAGAUUGACAAGCUGCGUUGGGGAAUAGGCUGUUUAGUUGGUGCAGCACUGUCGUAUCUUCUUGGAGAGGAAUCUCGAAUCAAUGCUGAGUCGCUGGGGAGGGUUAUUCGCGUAGUUCAAAUAAAGGAUUCGUCACUGUUAUUUGAUACUGCAUCCAUAGUAUUGCCUUUAAUCGUCACUGUAUCUGGAAUAGUCGGUUCGAAUAAGGGACUUAAGCUGGAGUCUAGCAAAGUGAAGGCCGUGAUUCUUCAUGAGACGACAAGCAAGUGCAUUUUGAAACCCUGCGUAAAAAAUGAAGUUGACAACAGAGGGAAUAGUGUAGAAGUUUGCUCCUGGAAAGAGGAACAGAAAGGUUCUCAUACUGUUAAGAAAGAGGUUCCGUGGUACCUGGAUGAUGGAACUAGUAAGGUCUUUGUGUUAAAUGCCGAGAGCGCCUCAAAAUUUUGGGAAUCAGUGGGUCGACAUGUAGGAAGUUGCAAAUCACAGAUUUUGCCAGUAAGAGGAACAGUAGUGGACAGCAGGCAGAAAGAACCGGACGUUCUAGUCAAGACAACUGUCACAACCCAACCACUUCUCAUAACUGGUACUCCAUUAACCGUUAUUGGGGAGGCUGUUAAGGAUCGGUCCGGAAGGAUCCGAAUUCAACAACCAGAAAGAGGCCCAUUUUAUGUCUCUCGAAAGAAUAUUGAUGAGCUCAAUGACGAGUUUGCAGGAGUGGAACGGUCGUUGAAAUGUGUCUCUCUAGUGUUGUCAUCCUGUGGUAUUUUUCUGAUCGGGAUGCAUACUUUUCAGUGUAUCAAAAAAAGAUUUUUUAAGCAGAAGUCGUGCAAGAGAUGUGGUCAUAGGAUCAACAGUGAACAACGUUCUUCACAGCUGACAGAGUGUCCACUUUGCCGUGAACAGGCUAAUCAGUUGGACAGGGCUUUCCGCGGUUAGACAUCUUCCUAGUAAACAAGAAGGCCAGCAAAGGAUGCUUUAUGUUAAGGCUCGUAAACUUCUUUUGAUUCUGUUUUCUAAAAACUAGUUUGGUUAUCUAUGGUUUCUUUGUCUCUGGGUUCAAAGCAGCCACUACAGCUAAAUUGUAGCCUGGUUGCCGUAGACACUCUCAGAACUCCGCGCAUAUAUAACGCUUUAUUAACUAAUUACUGGGUAUCUGACAUUAUUAAUGCAGUAA